AGUUGCUUUUUAAUUUUCGUUUGAACCUUUGCUGCGUAUUCGGUUCAGUCUCAGUUCUCAAACACACGCCGAGCCGAACAAAUGCAAAUGCAAAUAGCACAAAUCGCGAUUUGUCGAACAUAAUUCACUUUUGCUCCCACUACCUACAUAUAAAUAUAUAGUAUUAGAUGUUGGCAGUAAGUGUUCUGUGGCUGAUACUGAUUGGCGCACAAUUGGCCGCAGCCGUGGUGCAUCAAUCGCUGCAGGAUGCGCGACAAGAGCAGCAACAACUCAUUCAACGGUAUAUCAAGACCCUGAAUAAGGAAGAGGGCGCCAUACGUCUUGUUGGCGGUGAUGCCGAAAAUGAAGGUAACAUUGAGGUGCUGCACAACAACAAAUGGGGGGCCGUUUGCGACGAUGAAUGGGACGCAGCUGAGGGUGAAAUUGUGUGCCGCCAAUUGGGGUUCCUGGGUCUACGUCGCUAUACGCACAGUGGCUACUUUGGACCCGCUCGUCGUCGUUACUGGAUGGACAAUCUGUUCUGCGAGGGACACGAACAGGAACUGACCCAGUGCCACUUUGAUGGCUGGGGCGUCAACGACUGUGAACCGAGCGAAGCAGCUGGCGUUAUGUGCAACCCACCAGCGGCGGCUCUAAGAGCAGAGCCCGCAACUUUCGCAGAUGACCGACCACUGGCCAAAUUUCCCAUACAUCCCAAUUCACGGCUAUAUGUGAGAUUGCGAGGCGGUCGCUCGAGAAACGAGGGACGUGUGGAGGUUCGGAUUGAUGGCCAGCGCUGGGGCAGCAUUUGUGCGGAUGGCUGGUCGAUGUUGGAGGCGAAUGUUGUCUGCCGCCAGCUGGACUUGGGCUAUGCUCGGGAGGCCUUUCAGACGGACUACUUCGGAGGUGCCAAUAUCUCACGGCCCAUGCUCAGUGGCACCGAGUGCUAUGGGAAUGAAACGGAGCUGGCGGAUUGCCUGCACCACAAUCAUAUUCGAGGGAUUGUGAGCUGCCAUGGAAGUCGACAGCAUGUGGCUGCUGUAAUCUGUGAUUAUCUAUCGCCCGAUUUGGUUGUGGACUUCUAUGAGAUCGAGCAGACGGCCCACUUAGAGGAUCGCCCCAUGCUGCUUAUGCAAUGCGCCAUGGAGGAGAACUGCGUCUCCAAUGAGGCCUAUCAAAUCCAGCGCGACGAUCCCAGCUGGCGAUACCAGAGGCGAAGGCUACUCAAGUUCACGGCAGCUGCCAUAAAUGCGGGCAACACGGACUUCAGACCCUUUAAAGAGAAGAGCCAGUGGGAGUGGCAUAUGUGUCAUAUGCACUUUCACAGCAUGGAAGUGUUUGCCACCUUUGACAUAUUCGAUGCAGAGGGUCGCAAAGUUGCCCAGGGCCACAAGGCAUCCUUCUGCCUGGAAGACAGCAGCUGCCUGCCCGGCAUUCACAAGAAAUACAACUGCGCCAACUUUGGCGAUCAAGGCAUCUCUGUCAAUUGCUCGGAUGUUUAUCUGUACAAUCUGGACUGCCAGUGGGUGGACAUCACAGAACUGCCACGGGGCACAUACAUACUUAAGAUUGCCAUCAAUCCGGAAUUCAAGGUGGCCGAGAUGAGCUACGACAACAACGCUGCCAUUUGUGACCUUUUCUACGCAGAAAAUUAUGCGCGUGUUGACAACUGCCGUCUGGCAAGACCCUGAAGACGAUCAAGCCUCGAAUAUUUCUUUAACAGUGCCAAAUAUUAUGAUUAACCACGAAGAGCGUCAAGCGUAAAGAUGUUUAUAUUUUUCUACAUUCUACAUUUUCUACAUUUUUUCUCUUCUUUAACCGAAAUAAAACUGCACAUUUUAAAGGUCGUUAGUACUCAA
This is a messenger RNA of Drosophila grimshawi, 1838 nucleotides long. It is a transcript of the gene Loxl2, whose product is annotated as lysyl oxidase homolog 2B. Gene Ontology annotation, molecular function: copper ion binding; protein-lysine 6-oxidase activity. The record is from RefSeq and is a predicted model, not a curated record. Gene Ontology annotation, cellular component: membrane. Bases 168 to 1670 code for a protein of 500 amino acids. NCBI's taxonomy places the organism in Eukaryota, Metazoa, Arthropoda, Insecta, Diptera, Drosophilidae. Gene Ontology annotation, biological process: peptidyl-lysine oxidation. The transcript is spliced from 4 exons.